Molecule: messenger RNA, 2530 nt
Organism: Carassius gibelio (silver crucian carp)
Lineage: Eukaryota; Metazoa; Chordata; Actinopteri; Cypriniformes; Cyprinidae
Exons: 8
Coding region: 78-1685 (535 amino acids)
Source: RefSeq, a predicted model, not a curated record
AUCUCAUUUUAGUUCCGUCAGUCUAGGUGGGGACCGCGGGGCUCUGAGACGACGAACACAAAGAUCAGUGCAUAAAAAUGUGGAAUAAUCUAAUUUAUGGUCAUCUUGAUGGAAUGAAGAUUCUUCUCUACAAAAACAUGUUGAUGCUUUUUCUAUUUUUAUCAUUGGCGAGUGUGUCUGGUACAGAGACCGAUGAAACUGAGUCUGUGUCAGUGAUGGAGGGAGAUUCUGUUACUCUACAGACCAAUGUUACCGAAAUACUGAAUGGUGAUACUAUACUGUGGCUGUUUGGACCUGGAGACUCUCUCAUAUCUCAGAUUGGAAGAAAGAAUGCCUUCACUUCAGUUUUUGUCACCAAUGAUGAGGGAUUCAGAGGCAGAUUACAAGUGGACCAAAAAAGUGGCUCUCUCACCAUCAGAAACACUAGAAUCAGACACUCAGGACGAUAUAAAAUAUCCAUGACUAGAGAAGAAACAAUGUACAAGAUAUUUAUUGUGAAUGUCUCAGCUGUGGUUGGUGAUACGGAUAGAGUAAAGUCAGUGUCAGUGAAGGAGGGAGAUCCUGUCAUUCUAAACCCUGAUGCUGAAAUACACAAAGAUGCUCUAAUGCUGUGGAUGUUUGUAGAAAAAGGCAUUCUUCUAGCUAAAGUUGACAUUGAGACUAACAAGACCUCAUUAUACAAUGAUAAUGAGAGAUUCAGAGACAGACUGAAGCUGGAUCAUCAGACUGGAUCUCUGAUUAUCAAGAACACCAGAAUCACAGACUCUGGACUUUAUGAACUACAGAUCAGAGGCAGUGAGAGUUUACAGCGAUUCUUUGUUUCUGUCAGUGCUCUUCCAGAUCCAGGUCUGUCUCCAGGUGCUAUAGCAGGAAUCUGUUUAGGUGUUAUAGUUCCUUUUCUGCUGCUUGUAGGUGCUUUGGUUUACUAUCGCCAAAGGGUUUCUAUAUUAAAAAGUCAAAUAACUGUGACAGGUGAAGAUCAAAAGUCAGUGAUGGAGGGAGAUUCUGUCACUCUAUGCACUGGUCUUACUGAAAUACAGAGGGAUGACACGAUAGAGUGGUGGUAUGAAGAUGAAGACAGUCUCAUUGCUAAAAUCAAUGGAGAGUCCAGAGAGACAUCUGAUGGUGCUGAUGGGAGAUUCAGAAGCAAACUAAGUCUGAAUGCAAAAGGAGAUCUCACUAUCAGUAACAUCAGGACCAUACAUUUUGGACUCUAUAAACUGAAGAUCAGCAGCAGCAACAGGAGCUGCACAGGCAACAUCACCAAAAAACCCACAUACAAGAGAUUCAGUGUUACCAUCACUGUGAAUUCAGUGACAGUGCAGGAGGGAGAAUCUGUCACACUUCAGACUGAAGCUCAAAUACAGAGAGGUGAUCUGAUACUUUGGACGUUUGGAGCUUCAAACCUUCUCGUUAUUAGAGAUGAACUAACUGGAACUGAAAGUAUUCAUGAGGACUUCAGAGACAGACUGGAGCUGGACCAUCAGACUGGAUCUCUGACCAUCACAAACACCAGAACCACAGACUCUGGGCAUUUUAAACUACAGAUCAUCAACCACCAAAAGACCACAUUUGGAAGAUUCGAUGUGACUGUCACUGCUUCCACGGGAAACCAAGAGAGUGAAUCAGUGACUGUAGUGAUGCGGCUGUUGAGUGAAGAUGAAGCUAAUGGAGUGAAUAAGUAGCAAGAGACAACUCCACUUUAAUGAGAUAAGACACGCCCACCAGUGUCAGUCACUCUGACAUCAUCAACAUUUGAGUUCGACAACAAUUCUGCUUUCAUGAAUGUGAGAAACAAAUCGGUAUGCAGGAAAAAGUUAGAAUGAAAACUGCAGACAAAAGUGUGUUGACUACUAUUAACUGAUAAAGCACACAAACCUCACAGUUAACCCUUCACAGUCCACACUAAGCUUAGAUAACACUUCCAAAUGAUCUGUGGUGCUAUUAUUUAAGAUAGGAGCAGAAAAUAUAUGUUUAUACAGUUUUAUAGAGUAUCACAUAUAGUUAAUAUCAUGUUUUAUUUUCUCCAAAAGCUAACAUAAUUACAAAUGUGAUAUUGAUUUAAAUAUAAUGAAUAGCUAAAUUUUAUUAUAUAAAUAAACCAGUCAAAUAAAAAAAAGUAGUUUCAUAAUAAGAGAUAGCAUUUUAGGCACUAUAUUUCAUGUUUUUGCUCUUUUUUUUUUUUCUUUUUUUUUCACAAAAACAAACAAAACAAAAACAUUUAAAACUCAGCCACACCGCUGUUUUGUUCCUGAAUGAAUCAACCGUUUAAAUGAUUCGAUUUGAUAAGGUAUUAAAUGUCCCUCUGGGCUGCAUUAAACAGUGUAUAAAUGCAUCUAAAUGACUCUUCUAAUGCAGCUUCUAUGUUUUCUCUGCAUUGUAAAGAUAAAUUCUGUUGAUAUUGAUUUAAUUUGCGUGGUAACAACCCAAAUGCAAUUAUCUGUCUUAAAAUGUGUAUGUAUACAUGUGUGUGUGUGUGUGUGUGUGUGUGUGUGUGUGUGUAUAUAUAUAUAUAUAUAUAUAUAUAUAU